CCCACCUAUGAUUUUGUGAUAAUUUAUUCAAUCAAUUUCUGUACCUGAAAGACUAAUAUUUCAGGCAUUCAAAGGAUAUUGUCAAAAUGCCAGCGACACCGCAACUGUCUCCUCAAGAGGAGCAAGAAAAACUCUUAGAAGAAGCAAUCGGUGUUGUUAAAAAUCAAGCUUUCCAGAUGAAAAGAUGUCUUGAUAAGGGAAAAUUGAUGGAUGGAUUGAAACAUGCAUCUACAAUGUUGGGAGAGCUAAGAACCUCACUACUGUCACCAAAAAGCUAUUAUGAGCUGUACAUGGCAAUCUCUGAUGAACUACGACAUCUUGAAAUGUACCUGGUGGAAGAAUUCCAGAAAGGACGAAAAGUUGCUGAUCUCUAUGAAUUGGUUCAAUAUGCAGGAAAUAUUGUUCCUAGAUUAUACCUCCUGAUCACAGUUGGAGUUGUGUACAUCAAAUCAAAUGAACUAUCUAGAAGAGACAUCCUGAAGGAUCUUGUAGAAAUGUGUCGAGGUGUGCAACAUCCUUUGAGAGGUCUGUUUCUUAGAAAUUAUCUUCUCCAGUGUACUAAGAAUGUUUUACCAGAUAAUAAUGAUGAUGCUACUGGUGGAGAAAAUGAGAGUGGAAAUGUCCAAGAUUCUGUGGAUUUCAUACAGUUGAAUUUUGCUGAAAUGAAUAAAUUGUGGGUUCGAAUGCAGCAUCAAGGUCACUCCAGAGAUCGAGAAAGACGAGAACAGGAAAGAAGAGAAUUAAGAAUAUUGGUAGGAACUAAUUUGGUACGAUUGAGUCAACUGGAAUGUAUUGAUAUGGAGAGAUUUAAGAAGAAUGUCUUACCUGGUGUUUUAGAGCAGGUGGUCAACUGUAAAGAUCCCAUUUCACAAGAAUAUUUAAUGGAAUGUGUCAUUCAAGUCUUUCCUGAUGACAACCAUUUGCAAUGUCUGAGUGCGUUCCUGAGAGCAUGUGCUGAUCUGCAUCCAAAUGUCAACGUGAAAAACAUCAUCAUAGCUUUGAUUGAUCGAUUAGCAUCAUUUGCUCAGAGUGAAGAAGGCAAUGGAAUUCCAUCAGAUAUUCAACUUUUUGAUAUUUUCUCACAGCAGAUAGCACAAGUUAUCCAAAACAGACCUGAUAUGCCACCGGAAGACAUUGUGGCCCUGCAAGUAGCUUUGAUGAAUCUGGCAUUGAAAUGCUAUCCUGAUAAAGUAGAAUAUGUUGAUAAAGUGUUAGAAACUACUGAAGAUAUAUUUAACAGGUUAAAUCUGGACCACCUUGAACAUGGUGCAGCUGUUUCUAAAGAAUUGAUGAAAUUGAUGAAAAUCCCAAUUGACACUUACAAUAGCAUCCUGACUGUUUUGGAACUUCAACAUUUUGGAGCCAUGUUUGAAUAUUUCGACUAUAAAGGGAGGAAACUCAUGAGUUGUUUCAUCAUUAACAAUAUUCUGGAAAAUGAAACGUGUAUUCCUACUCAAGAGCAAGUUGACUUGAUACUAAAUAUUGUGAAUUGCUUGGUUCAAGAUCAGAAUGAUCAGCCUGAAGAGAUUGAUGAUCCUGAAGAUUUUGCUGAAGAACAAGGUCUUAUGGGAAGGUUUAUUCAUCUGCUCUACUCCGAAGAUCCUAAUCAACAGUUCCUGAUUCUUAAUAUGGCCAGGAAACAUUUUGGAAGUGGAGGUGACCAAAGAAUCAAGUUUACCUUACCCCCAAUUGUUUUUGCCGCUUGCCGUCUGGCCAACAGAUAUGUGGACUUGAAAGAAGAAGAUGAAAAUUGGGAAAAAAAAUGUCAAAAGAUUUUCCAAUUUGUUCACCAAACUAUUGGUGCUCUAAUUAAAGCAGAAUUAGCUGAAAUUCCUCUACGUCUGUUCCUACAAGGGGCAGUAACUGCUGGUGGAAUUGAGUUUGAAAACCAUGAAACUGUGGCUUAUGAAUUUAUGUCACAGGCUUUCUCUAUUUAUGAAGAGGAAAUCAGUGAUAGUAAAGCUCAAUUGGCAGCCAUUACAUUGAUCAUUGCUACUUUGGAACAAAUGUCGUGUUUUGGAGAAGAAAACCAUGAACCUCUCAGAACGCAGUGUGCCCUUGCUGCUUCUAAAUUGUUGAAGAAACCUGAUCAAUGUCGUGGAGUGUCAAUCUGUUCCCAUUUAUUUUGGUCUGGUAAAAAUAGUAAAGGUGAAGAAAUGAGAGAUGGUAAACGUGUGUCAGAUUGUUUAAAGAAAGGACUUAAAAUCGCUAACCAAUGUAUGGACAGUUCUGUUCAAGUUCAACUCUUUGUGGAGUUAUUGAAUCAUUACAUUUAUUUCUUUGAAAAAGGUUGUGAUCAAAUAUCUAUCCAAGUUCUAAACCAAAUAAUCACCAAAAUUCAAGAACAUUUACCAAAUUUGGAGGCAAAUGAGGAAACCGAUCAAAUCAACAAACAUUUCAAGAACACUGUUGAACAUUUACAAAUGAAGAAAGAAAUUGGUGAUACUGAAGUUUCAUUUGCAGGACUCACCAUUUAA
Molecule: messenger RNA, 2477 nt
Organism: Lottia gigantea (owl limpet)
Lineage: Eukaryota; Metazoa; Mollusca; Gastropoda; Lottiidae
Exons: 1
Coding region: 87-2477 (796 amino acids)
Biological process (GO): intracellular protein transport; retrograde transport, endosome to Golgi
Cellular component (GO): late endosome; retromer, cargo-selective complex; retromer complex
Source: RefSeq, a predicted model, not a curated record